This is a messenger RNA of Meloidogyne enterolobii, 312 nucleotides long. The record is from the annotation of a GenBank genome assembly. NCBI's taxonomy places the organism in Eukaryota, Metazoa, Nematoda, Chromadorea, Rhabditida, Meloidogynidae.
GAGCAAGCGAAGACAUGGACAUCGCAAUAAACGGUCAAUCGAGAAAAUAUUUUUGGGAACAAAUAACCGUCAAAAACGCAUGGUUGGAACAAGUAGUGCACCUCCUAGUCAAAUGCGAUUGAAUGCUCAAUUCUGUGGAAUUUGGUUGGCCCCAAUGUGGUUCGGAAUCAAUUUUAUGAUGUUCAUUCUUGGUUGGAUGUUAUUGGCUAUGCAAUAUUAUCCAUUGCUUAUCUGAAGACUGAGUUGAUAGUGAUGAACUUUUUUUUUAAAUUUUUAUUUUCGGGUCAUAUUUUAUUCGGAUGUAGUUUAGUG